This is a messenger RNA of Zootoca vivipara (common lizard), 4987 nucleotides long. The record is from RefSeq and is a predicted model, not a curated record. Lineage: Eukaryota; Metazoa; Chordata; Lepidosauria; Squamata; Lacertidae.
GGUUUAAUCGGAGACAGACAGAGAUCCCAUUGUUCGCAAUCAAUAUAUAUAAAAAAAGAGGCAGCCGGGGCUUUGGAGUGGGGGGGCCCAAGAAUUAGAUGCGGGAAGAUUCGGAACCUGCGUUCAGACGUACAUCUUGCAAUAGGAGGAUUGCAACCAGUCGGUAUUUCUGAUUGAAAGCGGGAGGGGAAAAAAAAGACGACGACUUUGCGACCCAAGAAAGCUAAAGCAGGACGAUCCGGGGCGGUUGAAGGCGGGCGGCCAGGAUGCCCAGGCGGAAAGCGACGGCAGCUUCCUCGGCCACCUGGGACGGUGCCGGCAACGGGACUGGAGGCACGCGCAAGCGGUCCGCCCUGCCUCGCGGGGGCCCCCCUCCGGGGAAGAAGAAGGCCCGGGACGGAGGGGGCAGCGGUAGCAGCAACGGGGGUGGCGGCAGUAGCGGGGACGAGCAGGACGGGCUGGCGCUGCCGCCUUUCCCCGUGGCGGCUGGAGGGGGCAAGAAGUCAGGCCGGGCAGGAGGAGGACGGGGCGCUGGGGAGCAGCCCGCCCAAAACCAGGAGUCUCCGCACGCCGCCGUGGUGGUCAGCGAGCCGGAGCACAGCAAGGAGCGCAUUAAGCUUGAAGGAUCCAAGUUCAAAGGGCAGCUUCUGAUAUUUGGAGCCACCAACUGGGACUUGAUUGGCCGUAAGGAAGUGCCUAAGCAGCAAGCCGCCUACAGGAACCUGGGCCAGAACUUGUGGGGGCCCCACAGGUAUGGCUCCCUCUCGGGGGUCCAAGUCCGGACGGUGGUCUCGGGGCCGUGCGCCGCUCACAGCCUGCUCAUCACCACCGAGGGGAAGCUUUGGAGCUGGGGACGUAACGACAAAGGGCAGCUGGGCCACGGAGACACCAAGCGCGUGGAUGCCCCAAAGGCCAUCGAAGUGCUCAGCAGCGAAACCAUCGUCUCGGCAGCCUGCGGCCGCAACCACACACUAGCCCUGACAGAGAGCGGUUCUGUGUUUGCCUUUGGAGAGAACAAGAUGGGUCAGCUGGGCCUGGGGAAUCAGACAGACGCCGUUCCCAGCCCCACACAGAUCAUGUACAACGGGCAGCCGAUUACAAAGGUGGCGUGUGGGGCUGAGUUCAGCAUGGCAAUGGAUUGCAAAGGGAACUUGUAUUCUUUUGGUUGCCCCGAAUACGGACAGCUGGGGCACAAUUCGGAUGGGAAGUUCAUUGCCCGAGCCCAGAGGAUAGAAUAUGACUGCGAGCUGGUUCCCCGCCGCGUCGCCAUCUUCAUCGAGAAGACAAAAGAUGGCCAGAUCCUGCCUGUGCCAAACGUUGUGGUGAGGGAUGUUGCCUGCGGGGCAAACCAUACGCUCGUCUUGGACUCUCAGAAACGCGUCUUCUCCUGGGGUUUCGGGGGCUACGGCCGCCUGGGCCAUGCUGAGCAGAGGGACGAGAUGGUGCCCCGGCUGGUGAAGCUUUUCGACUUCCCCGGCCGUGGGGCGGCGCAGAUCUACGCAGGCUACACUUGCUCCUUCGCCGUUAGCGAAACAGGAGGCCUGUUUUUCUGGGGAGCCACAAACACCUCCCGGGAGUCCACAAUGUAUCCCAAAACUGUGCAGGAUCUAUGUGGCUGGAAAAUCCGCAGUCUGGCUUGUGGGUAAGAAGUUGUGAUUUUAUACGAGAGAGAAAAGAGGUGCCUUUAAAAAAAGAAGAAGCUGUUUCACCCAGCUCCCCCCCAAAAAAAAAAAACUCCAGGGUUUUCUAACAGGACUGACCAUCUGUGUUCACCAUGCAACGAAAUUCUCUUCAGGGCUAGAAACUUGAGAAGUUUCACUUUGACCCCAAUAGCUUAAGUGCCCUCAAGCCCUCUCCUUUUCUCCAUUUAUAAUUUCCCUCCCUCUCUUCUUCUGUUGAUAUGCGGAAAGGGGCAUAGAGCCGCCUUUCUAAUGGCCGCUAAUGGAAGCUGUUACAAAGAGCCUUCUUCUUUUGCAUAAUGAUUUUAUUUUUAGCUGAUGGCUGAAUCUGUCUGGGGUUUAGUCACCUUCUCUCUUUCUUUUUGCUAAUUGUCACUUUCAAGAGAGUGGUUUUCUCUCCUAACAGGGCUUGGGGGAGCCUCUAAAAUCUGCUUCUGUUACUUUUGGUCUCAAGACCCUCCCUGCUAAUGGGUUUUAACCUCCUGCAGACAAUGGUGCGCUUGGAAAAUGAAGGAAGGGCUGGCGUCUCAACCAUUUAGCAACUGGGAAAGAAGAUUAUCGGGCAAUGAGAGGCUUGCUUCUAAGCAAGCAGACAUUGAGGGGCAGUUUGUAAGGGGGCAGGUGUCCAUCUAGAAAAAAGUUGUUUCCAUCUGCUUUAAAGGGAUCUAUAUCGUGCCUCUUUCUACUGAAUUGCAACCAAGGUGGUUUUAUAUAAAACUAGCUGGCCCGGCCACGUGUUGCUGUGGCUCAUCCCUGUGUUUCGCCCCACCCUGUCUCGACCCAUGACCUAUUCCGACCCCUCCUCCCCCCACCCAUGCGAAUCCCCACCUCCAUUUGGCCUAGUCUGUAAAGGCAAGCCGAGGUGCUGUAGAGAGGCAAGGUUUUCUAGCUGCAGUACCAGUGUAGCCGCCGAUAGAGGGUGUUGUUUUGCAACCUCUUCUGGCUUCUUUUCCCCAGCAUGCACUUUUGGGUGAGUUGUAUGUUAUGAAACACGGGGUUUGGGGUUUUUUACCUUGCGCAGGUGUGACAUCCGUCUACGCAAACAGUAUAUGCUUCCUCUCACAGUAGCAUGGGGCGUAGUGUGCAAAUUUGAACGCAAUCGGUCAAGCGGUUUCGGUGAAAAGUGGAAACGUACCCACAUGCCCUUUUUACAUUUAGAGAGAGAGAUGGUGUGCCACUGUGGGACACUCAAACCCCAUGGAAUCAUGCUUUUGCAGCCUAAUCUGCAUUGCAGGGUUGUUGUGAUGGGUAAAAUGGGGCGGGGCAUGGCAGUGGGUGAACAAAAAGCAGCCCAGAUGGAAAUCAGAUGGUUAGAGCAUCUUUGUGACAUGAAAGGCUCCCUGUUUGAAACUCCGGGAAGCUGCUACCUGUCAGUGUAGAGCAGUGGUUCCCAACCUUUUUUCGUGGCUGUGCCCCACCUCAGCAUCUGAGCACCUCAGCAUCCUGAUGUCCCCCCCCCCCAAUGGCAUAUAAUUCUUACUAUUCAAAAAGUCAUUUCCUAUUCACGUGGAGGAAGCCUAAAAGGCCGUUAACUUGGUCUAAACAAGCUUCCGAAAGAACAUGGCAGCCAUGAAAGAGCAAAAUAAAAGAACGAAAGGACAGUUCAAGUACCGAGGGAGAAAUCACCUAAGAAAUUGUUUAAUUAUAAUAAUAAAACAUGAUAUGAAGUGAUAUGAAAAAAAUAGCAGAUAAAGUUUUAAAACAUAUAAUAGAGAACAAAUGCAUAAAUAUAAAAAAAUUUAAUGGAAGCUUUUUCUGUAAUACCUUGAUCAUUUUAAUUGCUGUGCAAUUAAAUAAAGGUACCUAACAAAUUCAAAAUACAUUUUGAUUUUGAUUUUUAAAAUGUGUGUGUCACAAUAUACAGGGUGAUUCAUAAUGAAGUAUAGUUUCCAUUUUGUACUGUAUGCUUCAUUAUGAAUCACUAGAGAGAGAGAGAGAGAGAGAGAGAGAGAGAGGCCCCUAGACCCAUAAGAAAUGCAAAAUAAAAAAAUCACUGUUUAUAACUCAUUCUCGACUUGCCCUGCUUAAAAAUCAAAUUGCCCCCCUGUGGGGCAUGUGCCCAUGUUGGGAACCACGGGUGUCGACAAUACUGAGCUAGAUGAUGCAGGAUAAGGCAACUUCCUAUGCCUCUAGGUGUAUAGCUGUGUUAUUUGCAGCCCACCUUCUCUUCAAGGGAAAGCAAGCCUCUGUCCAUUUCUGGGGAGAGCGUUGCCAUCACACUUCCCCCAAUGGGCACUUGGUUGGCUGCUGCGAGAACGGGAUGCUGGGCUAGAUAAGGCCUCUUGCCUGAUCCAGUCUGGCUGAGCUCUUGACUACAUGCUUCUCCCCACAAACCUUUUGUAUCCUCACAAGAACCCUGCGAGUCAGGCUAGGGCCGGGGUCACCCACUGAGCUUUGGAGAUGAACCUGUGUGUUGUCGUCCCCCCCACAUCCCUCACCUGACACUUUUCCACGCGGGGGCGGGGGGGGGACCUCUUUGACCCUCCACAUCAUCCCUGACCAUUGGACACGCUUGCUAGGGCUGAUGGGAGUUGUGGUUCAGUGUCAUCCAGGGAGCCAAAGCUUUCCGUCCCCCUGCCCUGUAUUCGAUAUACAGUGGAACCUUGGUUUUUGAACGUACUGUAGUCCGUUCCGGAAGACCGUCCGACUUCCAAUACCUUCGAAAACCGAGGAUCAAUGGGCUGGUUGGCAAAAUCCAUUGAAAAGGAUGGGAAAACGUGCCUCGGAAGCCGUUCGACUUCCGAGGCGAGUUCGAAAACGGAAGCAAUUACUUCCGGGUUUGAUUCCGAAUUGUUUGGCUUCCGAGGCACUCAAAAACCGAGGUUCCACUGUACCAGCGUGCAGUGUACCCACAGUUAAAUCCCACUGCAAGCUUUCGCUCAGUGCUUAAAAGGUGCUUCAGAUCCAGGUAUGUUCGACUAUCCUUUUUGUUGUGGGAUGAAGAUAUUCCGUCUAACAGGGAGCCACUGCAGAGAAGGCCCUGUACUUGGUAACCGCUGGCUCCUCCCCCUUCCGGAGGCAGAAGAGCCUGUCACAAGGUGUGGGCCCCUGGGUCUCCUCAAGCUGGCAGGUACAUCCAGGUUGAGGAGGGGGCCCGCUUCAGCAUUUGUGGGGUGGGGGGCUGCGGGGCUCUCCAAAACAGUAACCUCCUUUGUGUACCUGUUUUCAGGAAGAGCAGUAUAAUAGUGGCUGCAGAUGAGAGCACAAUCAGUUGGGGCCCGUCUCCGACCUUUGGAGAACUGGUAAGGAGGGCAGACGCAACUGUUGCGAUAGGCCCACAUCUGGGGGAGGUAAGAAGGAAGGAAGGC